AGUCUCUCUGAUCCCCCUUCAUUUCCCUUGUGUCGCCCUGCAGGAAGGACCUUCCCCAAGAAGGGCCAGACGUGCGUGGUGCACUACACAGGAAUGCUCCAAAAUGGGAAGAAAUUCGAUUCAUCUAGAGAUAGAAACAAACCUUUCAAGUUCAGAAUUGGCAAACAGGAAGUCAUCAAAGGAUUUGAAGAGGGGGCAGCCCAGAUGAGCUUGGGGCAGAGGGCGAAGCUGACCUGCACCCCUGAUGUGGCGUACGGGGCCACGGGCCACCCCGGUGUCAUCCCUCCCAAUGCCACCCUCAUCUUUGACGUGGAGCUGCUCAACUUAGAGUGAAGGCAGGAAGGCACUUGAGGUGGCUGGAGUCGGCUGCCGCCCAACCUUCCAG
Molecule: messenger RNA, 385 nt
Organism: Fukomys damarensis (Damara mole-rat)
Lineage: Eukaryota; Metazoa; Chordata; Mammalia; Rodentia; Bathyergidae
Gene: Fkbp1b
Product: FKBP prolyl isomerase 1B
Exons: 3
Coding region: 94-333 (79 amino acids)
Biological process (GO): regulation of cardiac muscle contraction by regulation of the release of sequestered calcium ion
Cellular component (GO): sarcoplasmic reticulum membrane
Molecular function (GO): peptidyl-prolyl cis-trans isomerase activity
Source: RefSeq, a predicted model, not a curated record